Vicia villosa (hairy vetch) is the source of this 474-nucleotide messenger RNA. RefSeq lists its product as uncharacterized. Bases 1 to 474 code for a protein of 157 amino acids. The transcript has 2 exons. The record is from RefSeq and is a predicted model, not a curated record. NCBI's taxonomy places the organism in Eukaryota, Viridiplantae, Streptophyta, Magnoliopsida, Fabales, Fabaceae.
AUGAGCGGAGAGAUGGUUGUUAAUACUCCGGCUAAGGGUUCGGUGACCACUUCUCUUGUGUAUUUGAAGUGUCCCGUGUCGAUUUUUGACAGAGACUUCCUUGUUGAUUUUGUGUGCUUGCCGUUGAGAGGUUUGGACGUGAUCUUGGGAAUGGACUGGUUAGGGCAUAACCAUGUUCACAUUAAUUGUUUUGAUAAGUCUGUGAGGUUUUCUUCUCCUGAAGAGGAAAGCUUAGAGUUGUUAUCGGCCAGACAGUUUCGUUUGUUGAUGAAAGAAGAUGUUCAAGUGUUCGCGUUGGUUGCAUCAAUGUCUGUUGAGAACCAAGCGAUCAUAGCAGAAUUGAAGGUGGUGUGCGAUUUUCCUGAAGUUUUCCCCGAUGAAAUUCCUGAUGUACCGUCUGAGAGAGAGGUUGAGUUCUCUAUUGAAUUGGUACCUAGUACUAGACCUGUGUCUAUGGCACCGUUGAGCAGUUAA